Molecule: messenger RNA, 1662 nt
Organism: Cladocopium goreaui
Lineage: Eukaryota; Dinophyceae; Suessiales; Symbiodiniaceae
Source: the annotation of a GenBank genome assembly
AUGGCGGAAGAAAAAGAGCAGAGUGCCGGAGUGUUCGCCCUUUUGGUGACCUUGAAGAUCCUGGGUGUCCUCCUCUCUCUGUACCUCUUCCUCUUUGGUCUUGACUUGAUGGGUGGCUCCUUCAGUGCGCUUGGCAGCAAAGGGGCUGGAAAUUUGUUCACCUUCUCGGACAAUCCUAUUGCAGGCCUCAUGGUGGGCAUCUUGGCGACAGUUUUGGUCCAAAGUUCCUCCACCAGCACCAGCAUCGUGGUCGGCUUGGUGGGCGCGGAUGUGCUUUCUGUGACCCAGGCGAUUCCCAUUAUCAUGGGAGCCAAUAUCGGCACGUCGGUGACCAAUAGCAUCGUCAGCAUGGCUCAUGCAGGGGACCGCCUGGAAUUGGAACGUGCUUUCUCGGGGGCGACGGUGCAUGACAUGUUUAACAUGUUGUCGGUCUUGACCCUGUUGCCCCUGGAAAUCAUCAUCUCGGCCAUUACCGGAGAAGGAGGUUUGCUGUAUUUCAUCUCCAAAGGGCUGACUGAUGCGAUUAUUGGAGGCGGUGGAGAAUCUGACUUGCGUUUUCCGUCGCCCACCAAAGAGAUCGUCAGCCCUUUCACCAAGCUCUUCCUGUCGAAGGAUAAGAACACCAUCAAGGCCCUCUCCUUCGGCGCGCCCGAGGCGCUGAGUUGUGGCAGCGACUGCACCAAAUACUGUGUCUCUUCAGACAUGAGCAAGGCAUGGAAAAAAGUGGCAAAGGAGGCCUACGCGUCUUUCUUGGUUGCUUGCAGUGGCACCACGACAUGUGAUUCGGGCACUUGUUACACCAAUGCGGGAGAAUUUUUCGACGAGAACAUCAAGACUGGAAGGACCAUAAAAGGUGGUUUCCUGAAAGACGCAGGUGAUGUGGCAGGUGGCAUCAUUGGAUUGAUCCUAUCACUGCUGGUCCUUUGUGGUGCGUUGAUCGUCAUGGUGAAGCUUCUGCACAGCCUGGUGAUGGGCCAGGCGAAGAAGGUCAUCAUGAAGGGAACUCAGAUGAACGACUACUUGGCCAUCUUGGUUGGUCUGGGCAUCACCAUCAUUGUACAGUCCAGUUCUGUUACGACCUCGGCUCUCACUCCCUUGGUUGGCAUUGGCGUUUUGCCGGUGCACAAAAUGCUGCCCAUGACGCUGGGAGCCAACAUCGGCACGACCUUCACCAGCAUGUUUGCGGCCUUGGCGGUGAUGAAGUAUGGCAGUUUACAGAUCGCUUUCUGCCACCUGCUGUUCAACUUGACGGGUAUUUUGAUCUGGUUCCCAGUGCCUGUGAUGCGCCGCGUAGUGCUGCGAGCUGCAUGCACAUUGGGUUUCUAUGCCUCAUACUGGAGGUUGGUGCCACUGAUCUACAUCUUGGUCAUGUUUGUGGCAGUGCCUGGUAUUUGCUUAUUGAUCUCUUUGCUCUACAGCGCCAGUGUGGCAGGUGGAGUCGUAGUGACACUCCUGUUUCUGGGGGCUGUGGCAGGGCUCAUUUUCUGGUGGGUCAAGCUGGGUGGCUGCUACAAAGUGGUGAGCCUUGAGGAGAGGGAGGCGCGAAAGGCAGAGAUGGAGCAGGAGAUGGGCCAGGUCAAGGAUCAAUGCCUGGCGACCGCCGAAGCAGAUGGUCAAACGGCCGAAGCGCCGAACGGAUCUGCCGUCCCAGUGGAGGUUUGA